Mytilus trossulus (common blue mussel) is the source of this 1598-nucleotide messenger RNA. Its product is annotated as heat shock 70 kDa protein 12A-like. The record is from RefSeq and is a predicted model, not a curated record. The transcript has 5 exons. Gene Ontology annotation, molecular function: ATP-dependent protein folding chaperone; ATP binding. Bases 1 to 1392 code for a protein of 463 amino acids. NCBI's taxonomy places the organism in Eukaryota, Metazoa, Mollusca, Bivalvia, Mytilida, Mytilidae.
AUGUUUUUACCACUUUCUAGAACUAAAAAUAAACUUCAAGUACUCGCAAAGCUGUUUGGUUUCGUACCGGCAUGCAGACAAAGCAGACAAAAUCUUGGAUCAUCGACUGCGCAUGGUCGAUAUAUAUUUAGUGCUGCUAUAGACUUAGGUACAACCUAUUCAGGUUACGCCUACAGUUCUAAGGAUGACUAUACUAAGGAACCAACCAAAAUCCAUACAAAUGUUUGGACGGCAUCUAAACUAAUGUCAUUAAAAGCACCUACAGCAGUUCUAUUAGAUUCAAGUCAAGCAUUUGUAGCGUUUGGAUAUGAGGCUGAGAAUAUGUACUCUGAACUGGUAUCGGAGGGUGAACAUGAGGAUUAUUAUUAUUUUCAUAACUUUAAGAUGCUUCUCCAUGAGAGGAGAAUUACAAGAGGUUUAAAGAUAAAAGAUGUGCUUGGUAAAGAGUUGGAAGCCCUGAAGGUGUUUCAGUGUGCAAUUCAGUUCCUGAAGGAUCACUUUUUCAAGAGUAUAUCAGAUAAAAUAAGAGGCAUUCAGGAGAAUCAGAUCGGCUAUGUCCUAACAGUACCUGCCAUAUGGGAAGACUCAGCCAAACAGUUUAUGAGAGAAGCAGCUACUAUGGCUGGUAUAAAAAGCGGCCAGUUGAGUAUUGCUUUAGAGCCUGAAGCAGCUUAUUUUUACUGCCAGAACCUUAAGAUUGAUAGACUGGAAAAGGCAUUUGCACAGAGAGUAAAAGCAGGAAUGAAGUACAUGGUAGUUGACCUUGGAGGUGGAACCGCCGAUAUAACAGUUCAUCAGAGAUAUGGAAGUGGAGUAAAGGAAGUUGUUCCUGCCAGUGGUGGUCCCUGGGGUGGGAAAUCUAUAGAUGAAGCUUUUAGUACGUUACUUAGCAGAAUUGUUGGACCCAAAGUUAUGGAAGAAUUACGAAAAACUGAACUUGAAGACUUUAUUGACUUAUUCAGAGAGUUUGAAACUAAAAAGAGAUCAAUACGUGUAAAUCAAACUAACAAAGUACUCGUCACGUUACCCGUUACCUUAAUUGAUUUAGUAAAAAGCCAUAGAGGUACAAUGGAGACCGCUUUAAAGCAAUCAGGAUAUGGUGAUACAGUUACUUACAGCAAACAAAGGAUUCAUAUUAUGCCUGAUGCAUUCAGAGAUUUGUUCAAACCUACUAUAAGAGCUUUGGUAGAACAUCUUGAAGCUAUGCUUUGUCAGAUAGAGUUACGUGAUUUGAAAACUAUUGUCAUGGUUGGGGGGUUUUCAGAAUGUGAGCUGGUGCAAGACAAAGUCAUGGAGAGAUUUGGAAGAAACAUAACAAUAAUCAUACCUGAAGAGGCAGGGCUUGCAGUUUUAAAAGGAGCAGUAUUAUAUGGUCAUUCAAUAAAUCAAUAGUGGUCGAUCAAAAGGGACAGAAAUUUGGUUAAAAAAUGCUUUAUUCAAUGCAAAUAGACCACUUACGGUGACCAAUAAUUGUAUACUUCUAUGCCAUUUGGUAUCUGAUGGAGAGUUGUCUCAUUGGCAGUCAUUCCACAUUUUCUCUUAUUAACAUUUAUUUUUAUCAUUGCUUGUUUUAUAGUGAUUAAAAUCAUAACACAAUA